AGGACCGUUGGGUCAGGCCGGGUUGAGCCGGGCCGGGAGGCAGCGUGGAGCGAUGGCGGGCGCCGAGUCUCAGCAGCGCCGGCUACAGCGGGCGGUCGACACCAUGGUGCAGGGCCUGGAGAAGGAGCAGAUCCGCAAGAUGCAGGGAAGAAUGUUUCGGUGCAGUGCUGACUGCUGCGACAAUGGCAACUCGUCCAUGGAAGAGGUUCAUCAUUGUAUCGAGCGGUGCCACACCCCUCUCGCCAAGGCACAGGCUGCGGUCACCGGAGAGCUGGAGAGGUUCCAGAACCGUCUGCAGAGGUGCAUGAUGGACUGCAACGACAGGGCAAAGGAUGCCUUUGAUUCAGGAGCGAAAGAGCAGGACGUCAAGCAGAAGGCAGAAUUCUGUGUCACUAAAUGUGUGGAUGAUCAUUCAGUGUUGAUCCCAAGCAUGACCAAGGGUCUGAAGGAUUCGUUAAGAUCGAUAGCAAAGUAAAGCCAUGCCUUGCCCCUGAAGCAUAAUUUUCGGUUAAGGAGCAGUUGCUGCACCGAAGCAGGACCGUCGCAAUGAACCAAAUAUUCCAGUGCAGCCCACUCAAGUGACUAGAGACUACAGCUCACACACAGCUGUGGACCCUAGGCUUCAGAGCAAAGGCAGGGUGGCCUCAGCUGCUGCUGCAGGCCGGUGGCAAAGAUGAACAGUUGUCCAGGAACAGGAAGCACAGCUAGGGUGGGGUUACGACCUCUCGGCAGAGUCCGCACUACAUUUCACAACGCACAUGCUGUACAGUGAAAAUCAUUCUGGGGCGGUAGACUAAAAUUUAAUUGCUAUAAUUUCAUCUAGACACUGACUCUUGCUGAGGUAGCACAGUCACGUACUAGACUAUCCACUGAGUUACUCCAGCUUUUUGUGUCUAUGUUCUGUUACCAAUGCCUGGUCACUUUGUCACCUAAUGUUGGGUGGUGAGCAGAAUCUGCAGCCUGAGAUACUUCCCUCUUUCCCAUGUCCCCUUUCCUAUUUUCCCAUCCGCUGCCUGCUUUUUCCUCUACCUUUUCACCCUCCACUAGCAGAAUUGGCUGAUUCCUCUCUCUCUCUUUCUUCCUCUCCACUCUUCUCACCCCCUGUCUCCAAAUCGAUGGGGCUGGCUAAGAGUGACUAGUUGCUCCAAAGUCAAUCUGUGUGCUGCUGUGCCCCUGCAGUCUCUGUCGCCACCCAUGAGGGUAAGGGUGGGAGCAGACUCGUGAAGCAGAUGAUAUUUUCACUGUCACCCUGUUAAUUUGUGCUGUGGCUUUGAUGAUCAUAAUGUUAUUCAAUAACUUUUUUUGCUGUUGUAAAUGUGCCUGUGACAUUUUUCAUCUGUUAACUAAACCAGUCUAGUUUGCAAAUGGCAGUACAUAUUGAAAUUGUUUUGUCACCAUCUUUGCUUUAUAGAGUAUAAGUGAAAGCUGCCACAGCAUUUUGCGUUCUGUAAAGACCCUGAACCAGGUUGAAGUUAAAGGUUGUAGCAAGGGUGCAUUAAGUAGAGAGAUCAACAACCUUAAACUCAGCUGCAUUGUGGAAAUAUAAAGACUACUGAUCUCUACCAUCAAGAGAAGUUACUUCCAGAAUCGCCUAGGUCAGAGAGUGACCCCACCAAAGUCAUUGCCUCAGUAUGAUAUGUGACUGAACACAAACUUGGCACUGCACCUGCCCCCCUAACAGGGCAAGGAUGUUAGCUAAAGGUUAACAAUAAUGGAGUCAGACAAGAAAAUAUACUUAUAAUACAAUAGAGAAUGCUGGAAAAACUUGGCAAGUCAUGCAGGCAUCUGUGGAGGGAGAAGCAAAGUUAAUUUUCAAUGUAGCUUUAGGAAUUUGUGUAAUAGCCUGGACAAACGUAUCAGCUGCAUUUACAAAAAAUUAACAAAAGAACUUGACAGCAGUUCUGAUAACUAUGAACAGUGCUUUUCAUAAAUAACUGACGUUAAUAAAGUGGCGUUAAAUGCACAAUAACCUAUGCCUCUCAGGCACACAUCAGUUAUUUCCUGAGCGGAGUGUACACAGGAAGUGUGGUAAAUACAAGGCCUGAUUGAAGAAUGUCAUGUAAAUGCUGCCACACCAAUAAUAUGUGUGGUAUAAGGUAUUGUACACUAUAGUAGACAGGAAAUGGCACUGCAUUUUACAAGAUAUUAAUAAACGCCUCUCUCUGUCGUGUUCUUGGACCAGUCCUUCCCCCAGCCUGAGCUGCACAGUUUGUCUCCAGCAGUCGCACCAGCAGAUUCUGCUUGCACCCAAUGUUCUUUGAUUCGUCCAUUCACUGUUUCCUUUUUGGCUCAAACCUAUUUCAAUGAAGGUUAAUGAGGAGCAGACUGGUAAGAGGUAGCAGGAAAGAUGCCAAGCAUCGAGCAGUAUUACAGGAGUGUCUUCCCUUUUUCCUGUGCCUUGAAGCAUCAUCGCAGCUAGAGCUGCAGAUGGGUGUGGGGUGGAGACACUCGAGGUUUAGAAUUCCCCCUCCCAAGAUUUCUAUCCCAGGAUUAUUAUUUAUCCAUGCAGUAAAACUCGGAUAAUCUUGUGUGUUUAUAACUCUGGUGUUGGAUUGGCAGAUUCUCAGGAAUACCAAAUGUUUAAGAAGGAACUGCAGACGCUGGAAAAUCGAAGGUAGACAAAAAUGCUGGAGAAACUCAGCGGGUGAGGCAGCAUCUAUGGAGUGAAGGAAGGCCACAUUUCGGGUCGAGACCCUUCUUCAGACUGAUGGUCUCGGCACGAAACGUCGCCUAUUUCCUUCGCUCCAUAGAUGCUGCCUCACCCACUGAGUUUCUCCAGCAUUUUUGUCGACCUCAGAAAUAUUAAUGUUAUUUCUAUUAAUAAUCCAACACAAAAAGUUCUAGGUCGUAAUGUGUUGAGAGGGAGUGCAGCCAAUUCACCUACAGAGUAAAGUGUUAAACCAAGGUGACUUCCAACUGAAGACUUCCAAUUGAUUGGUAUGGAUGUCGGGGGUAAUGAAGAGAAGGCAGGAGAAUGGGGUUGAAAGGGAAAGAUAGAUCAGCCAUGAUUGAAUGGCGGGGUAGACGAUGGGCCGAAUGGCCUGAUUCUGCUCCUAUAACCUAUUAAGAUGAGUUCCGAACCGAAACGUCACCCAUCCUUUUUCUCCAGAGAUGCUGCCUGACCUGCUGAGUUACUCUAGCACUUUAUGUCUAUCUUCCAACUAUUUGGUUCAUGCAUUAUCUGAGUUUUACUGUAACUUGCCUCAAAUUGAAGUUCUGUUGUUGAAUCUCAGUAAGAAUGUUUUGAAUAUUUCCCACAUGUAGGCACAGCGUGACUGGAUAAAAUGUAAGUGCUCUGAUAGUGUCAUUGAUUGAUUGAACUGUUGGAUCUGCUGCUGUCCAAACCUCAGUCUUUGGUUUGCUGUUCUACCCCACCACCCAAAAUAAAAGCACCAAUUGGACAUUUAGGAUGGAGGAGUUCAUUUUAGAAUCUGCUGUGCUAUUCUGAAAGAAUUAUGAUCCUUCUACAAUUUAUAUCUUGAAUCAUGGAAAAGCUAAAUCAGUUGUUAAUUUUGCUUUGCUCAAGGGCUGUUGUAUGAGUGGGUGUGGUGGUCCUAACUUGGGUGACAGCACUGCCUGUUGCCACCGUUGAACCACAUUAUGUCUGGUCCUACCACCUCUAAACAAGCCUCUCGGUGGUUACAGGCCAGUUUAAUAAACCAUGCAAAAUACAAAGUGCUGUGGGUCAGGCAGCAUCUGUGGAUGGAAUGGGUAGGUCAGAAUUAUUUUCAGACUUUUACAGAUCAGCAUGAAGAAGGGUCCUGACCCAAACAUUAAUCUGUCCAUUCCCUGCACAUAUGCUGCCUGACCUGCAGAAUUCCUCCAGCAGUUUGAUUGUUUUUGCUCAAGGUUCCAGCAUUGGAGUCUUUUGUGUCUCCAUUUAAAAACGACAUUGCUUUUGACUGAAUUUAUGUGAUAAGAAAGUAAACUUGAGAGAUGUACUGUGAAACCUUCAUGCAGCUUUUUGUUCUGUUUAGAGUUGAUUUAACUGUGAAGUUUCCUGAACAGGUGUGUGUAUAAUAUCAAAUUAAAGAAAUUUAACAAUCC
This is a messenger RNA of Leucoraja erinaceus (little skate), 4047 nucleotides long. RefSeq names its product family with sequence similarity 136 member A (gene timcc). Lineage: Eukaryota; Metazoa; Chordata; Chondrichthyes; Rajiformes; Rajidae. The transcript has 3 exons. The record is from RefSeq and is a predicted model, not a curated record. Gene Ontology annotation, cellular component: cytoplasm. The coding region runs from base 53 to 475 and encodes 140 amino acids.